AUGUGUGGCUGCAGAGCAAGUGUUCCCAGCACGAAGCAAUACUCAGUCAAUCAGCCGGCUCCUGCUUCCACCAAAAAAAGCCCUUUGGCUGCAGCAGGCAUGCCCAAGCGCAUACCUAUAGCCAAGCAGCUGGCAUCAAUAAAAGCUCUAGGAAAAGGCUCAGAUCUUGAAAAAGCUUUUGCUACUGCAGCCUUGGUGUAUAACAACGCUGCUGACCCUGAGGGCAAGCUCAGCAAAGCUGAAACCAAAAGUCUGCUGCAAACCCAGUUUUGGGGUUUCAUACAGGGGCAAGAAAACAAACCAAAAUACCAGGAAAUAAUUUCUGCCCUGGAUGAGGAGUCAGAGAACAAAAUUGAUUUUGAAGAUUUUAUGAUCUUGUUAGUCAGUCUCACUCUAAUGUCUGACUUGCUCCAGGAGAUCAAAAAUGUGAAAACCACAAAAUGA
Messenger RNA from Balearica regulorum gibbericeps (East African grey crowned-crane), 444 nucleotides. Lineage: Eukaryota; Metazoa; Chordata; Aves; Gruiformes; Gruidae. The record is from RefSeq and is a predicted model, not a curated record.